Molecule: messenger RNA, 344 nt
Organism: Suillus fuscotomentosus
Lineage: Eukaryota; Fungi; Basidiomycota; Agaricomycetes; Boletales; Suillaceae
Exons: 2
Coding region: 35-259 (74 amino acids)
Source: RefSeq, a predicted model, not a curated record
UGUUAACGUUCACCAAUUACCGUGACCAUGUGUGAUGUUGAACAUCGGCCAUAUCAUAACGACUUUGACGGCCGCAUUCUUUGUCGUUGCAAGCUAUGUGAUCUUCUUCAACACGUUUCUACCGCUCUCUGGUAUUCAUGCCCUUGACGUCCUCGCACAAGACACCCAUUACAAGUACCUUGCCUUAUUCAUCAUUCCCAUGGGCGCAUACUUUGUGAUUGCAAACUGGGUAGGCUGGCAGUACUAUCAGAAUUCUUGAUUGUGAGUGCUGCUGCUAUUUGCCUCCACCUUCCCUGAACUCGGUUUCGAUGUGACCGCCAGCAUAUUCAGAGAUAAGGCAGAAU